GUCACAGCCAGAGUCAGCCAACAGAAGUAGAAGUACUUUGUGUUGUUCAGCAGCCGUUUUUCGUUCGACGCGUAGUUGCAUGGUUGAAAAUCGCGAAAAUUCGUCGGAAAAGUGCAUUUCAGAAGGUUAAUUUUGGUGAAAAGUUGCACGACGCGUUCGCGGGAUUCGUUUUGUGGUGUUUUGCGAAGAAAUUACGCGUGUGAAACAGCAGCCAGUCUGAACCAUAGUUUGUACUCACAGAGUAGUGUUCUCGCAGUGUGUCUGAAACCUCGCCGAGGAUGAUGACGCCGACGACGGCGUCCAACGAAAAGCAGCGACAAAAAAUGGUUACACAAUACUGGUAUCGGAAUGGAAUUUGAGUGUUGUGUUGUUCUCUGCGAUAGUGCGAUCCGUUCCAGCAGGCCAGCAGCGCAGUCAUGAAGCGAUUCAAGUGACAAAAAUUGUGUUUGUGUCUAUCAGUUUUGGGGAAAAUUAAACAAUCGAAACAACCACAACAGCGACCAUUCUGCUGCGACCGGGAGAGUGAGUCACUGAGAGUAUUGAUUUUGACAGGCAGAAUAAAGAAGCAGAAACUACUGUGGAGUGCUACCGAAAAAUUCGUUCGUCGUCGGGCCCAAGAAGAGGAAGCAUUUGUCAAGGAAAACUGUGGAAGAAGAACAUCGCCCUCCGGAGAGUCGCUGGCUGUCUAGCAGCAUCAGCGAACUCGCGUCGCCGUCUGGCGCAAGAGAACCAACCGCCACCGCCGUCACAUCUCUUGCCCUGACCUCUGAGGUAAUUCAGUUGCUCCAAUUUCGGCGAGUCGGUCCACCAAAGAGCGACCAAAAAGUGCUACGUCACGCUUUUCCGUCAAAAUUUCCAAGCCUUUGUGAGUGAAGUCUAGUGAAAUUCGUGGUCCCUUUUUGGCUUUGGGGAGAGAGGGGGGGACAAACGUCAUGAGUGGAUUAUCCUGGUAAAUCCCACGCAGGAAAAUUUGUGUUUUUGAGGAAAAUCUCGUGCGUGGAAGUCACUAACCUUCCGGCGGCUUUUUGUAUCCAGAAACGAUACGCGCUAGCACGAAAAGAAACCGCUAAAGAACAUGGAAGGAUCAGGCGAUGGAUCACCGCAGUCGUCGAUGUGCAUGGUGAAGGCAGCUGAGCUGUUUCCCAAGCCUGUGCUCGAGAAGGAGGAGGAGAAGUUGUCGGUGCGAUUCUCCGAAUUGGCCGGCGAAUCCGUCAAAUAUCUGGGCCAAACGGACGAUGGAGUCCUGGCGCUGUCAAACUACCGAUUGUUCCUGCAGAAAAACUCUACCGGCGCGGAAACGUCCGUCCCGCUGGGGCUGAUUGAGUCCACACAGGUCCGCGACCUGUUUCACCUGAUCGUCAAUUGCAAGGACGCUAGCACCGUAAAAUGCUCAUUUUCCACAUCGGAGCAGUGCGCCGAAUGGCAGCGACGGAUAACUUUGUCGAUUGGCAUCCCCGAGACGCUCGAGGCCCUGUUUGCUUUUCCGUUUCACGCGUGGGCCUCGGAGUCACCGACGCUGAACCAGGACAACGAAUGGUACGGUCGGUUACAGCGGGUAGGCAACUACGACGACGACUUCCGCAAGGAGGUCGAGCGGUUGCAAUUUGAUCUGCAAGGUGCUUGGCGCAUCAGUCAUGCCAACGCCGAGUUCAAGCUAUGUCCGUCGUAUCCAAGGUUGCUGCUGGUUCCGGCAUGUAUACCGGACGACACACUCCAAAAUGUCGCUAGUUUUCGAAGUUCUCGGAGAAUACCUGCGGUGGUUUGGAGACACGAGCGGACCGGAGCGGUGAUAGCUCGCUGCAGUCAGCCGGAGGUCGGAUGGCUUGGCUGGAGAAACUCAAAGGACGAACAACUGUUGAAGGCGUUCUCGGACGCGUGCGCCUUCGAUCGCGGAACACAGGAGAGCAGGACACGACUCAACUCAACGGCGUCCAGCGAAAGCAGUCCUCCCAGUCCGGAGGGCAGCCACGAGGAGGUGGAAAUGGAUGAACCCAAGAAGAUCCUUAUUGUCGACGCACGAUCGUACACUUCGGCCGUGACCAAUCGGGCUCGCGGCGGAGGCUGCGAAUGCCCCGAGUAUUAUCCGAGCGCGGAGAUUCAGUUUAUGAGUCUGGGGAACAUCCACGUGAUCCGGAAGAGUUUCCACGCGCUGCGACAGCUCUGCUCGUCGCAGCCCGACAUCCCAAAUUGGUUGAGUCUGCUGGAACGAACCAUGUGGCUGCAGCACAUGUCCGGCCUGUUGGCCGCCUCGAUGGUCGUAUGUCACGCCAUCGAACGUAACGGGCGGCCCGUGCUGGUGCACUGCUCCGACGGCUGGGACCGCACGCCGCAGAUCGUGGCCACCGCGCAGCUCUGUCUUGAUCCGUACUAUCGAACCAUCGAGGGCUUCCGGGUACUCGUGGAGCGGGAAUGGCUCAGCUUUGGGCACAAAUUCUCCGACCGCUGCGGGCACGGGCCGGGCUCCGACGAAACCAACGAACGGUGUCCGGUAUUCCUGCAGUGGCUGGACUGCGUACACCAAAUUCAUCGGCAGUUUCCCUGCAGCUUUGAGUUUGACAUGGGUUACCUGAUCAAGCUGGCACAACAUUCACACUCGUGUCUGUUCGGCACGUUCCUGUGCAACACGGUGAAGGAGCGACUCGAGAACAGUGUACCUGACCGGACGUUCUCCGUGUGGCCCUUCCUGUCCGGGCCAAUGUACAAGAAUCACCUGUACGUACCGAACCGCGAGCGCGUUCUGUGGCCUGCGCACAGCGUUAGAGAUUUGAGACUGUGGACCGAGGUCUACCUCGGCAGCUGGGGUGGAAACCAAAGCGCGGCCGACUAUCCGGCCAACGGCGACGGAGUGUCCGGGCAGGAACUUGGCGGGUCCAUGACUAAAACCCGCUCUUACGGCGACCUUAUGACCGGGGUGAACGCGGGGGGUCUGACGCGGAGGUCGAGCGAUCCGAACAUGACGGUUGAUUCUAGCAUCCUAGCCGGAACGCUAAAUCUCUCGCAGGAAAACUCGAUCGACUCGAACAUGUCCUCGGACCGCGAGGUAUCGCCCGACCUGGUCGACCACCACACCAGCUCGCUCGCGAUGAUCCAGCACACCACCCAAAAGCUGCAAAGCCUCACUCAGGAGCUCAACCAGUCCGACGAGGAGUUGGAGAACAAUAUCAAAAACACGAAACGGAUCGCCGCUGCAGCGGCCGCAGCCGCCGCAACCCCCGAUAGCGUUUCGUCUAGUCUUUUUAUUAACGGAAAUAGUAAUAGUUACAACUUUCAACCAAUUGUUCCUGAGCAGCCGACGGCUGCGGCGGCCGUUCCUUCCGCUGCCCCGCCCUCACCAUCGCCGACGCCUCCCCCGAGGCACCACCAGCUGGUGAACGAAAUCGACGAAAACACUUCACGAAUUGUCAAAAUCGAGAGCUACCUGGAGGAUGUGGUGGACGGGCGCAUCGGUGCCGCGGCGGGGCCGCCGCGUAUCGCCAAACCGAUCCCGGUCGCGGACACGGGCUUCGGCUCGGCCGACCUGAUGAUGGAGAGUGUAGACUUGAGUGGAAAAUCCCCUUCGCCCCCUUCGCACACCGCGAGCGGGAACCUGUGGCACGGAUCGGUCGAAACCAGCACCGACACGCUGGUCCCGCUGGACCAGUACGCGUCGCCGUCGCACCAUCGCAUCAUCCAGCUCAGCGAGAGCAGCGGCGAUGACGACGGAAGCGGUCCGCUGCACACGCCCAGCUCGGUGGCCGUGGCCACCAUGCCCAACAGCGCGGCGAGCCCGGAUGGGGAGCUGGAGCAGGACGAGGGUCCGGAGGAUAGUAUUAGUUUAGAUCUAGCUAGCAACGGAAGACAUGACCCGAAAGACUUGACCGUACGUAGAGAUGAGGCUGAGAGCAGCGUGUUUGCGACGACUGCUCGGACUAGUGAUAGCAACGGAUGUGAUCUAUUUAGUGAUAGUAAGGAUUAUGAUAGGAACAAUUACAAUCAAGGUAUAACCGGAAACGAAACUAAUCAAAAUGCUACACCAAAAGAGCAAGUCGACAGUCGAAGAUCGAACUCCACCGCAGUCGUUGAAAACGUGGCAGUUGCGAAAAACUCGAACCCGAUGGAGGAAAGCAUCGUCAUUCAGCCGCAGUUUCAACAGUUGGAAAUAAAUGGGAAAUCGUCGGCGGUAGAACCCGCGUCCCUGGCGAAUCUUGCGCAGUACUCGCAGGCGUCUCAGCCACAGCAGUUUUUACAUCACCAUCAUCACAACCAGCAGCCGCAGCAGCAGCAACAGCCGACAGUAUCAACACACUAUCAACCGCAGAACCAACGGCGGAGACGCAACUCAUCCAACUCGAAAAACGAUAUGAGCCCCAACAAGCCUACCAACGGAAGUAUAUCCCCAAGUGCCACCAACUCCCGCUUCUCGACACCGGGUGCCCGUUCACUGCCACUGACCCCGCCGAGCGUGCCCUUCACGUCGGAACGGCCCCCGGUGGCCGCACUGUCCUGCCCGGACGGGCUGGCCCACGCCCUGUCGGAGCAGAACCUGCGGCUGCAGCAGAUCGUCUACGAGCACCGGCUCCGCGAGGAAGCUCUCCAGCGUGAACUGUACGCGACCAGGCUAGCGCUACUGAAGAAGACCUGUCACAACUGCAACCACAACCAGCAGUUCGGUAACGAUGACCCGACCUCCAUGGUCGAUUCGAUUAUCGAGAACGCAUCGAACUGCAGCUGGGAAGCCGUUGACGAUCGCAGCGGCCCAUCCUCGGGGGCGAACUCUUCGCAGCAAAUCACGAGCAGCGUGCUGUGGGUACCGGACCACGCGGUAUCACGGUGCACGACCUGCCAGAUUGAGUUUUGGCUGGGCCGCCGGAAGCACCACUGUCGCUCGUGCGGCCAAAUUUUCUGCGCUGACUGUUCCGAGUACUGGGCCCCGCUGCCCGACGAAAAGUUGUUCCAGCCGGUGCGGCUAUGCAGUCCCUGUUACCAGGGCGUCAGCGGCAGAAUGGCUAAUAGCCACCAACAACCGACACUGAUGAACGGUAGCGUAAGUGUAAAUAAUAGCAUUCACAACCACCACACAACCAAUAGCAAUAGCAUGAACGGAAGUGUCCUAGGAGCUACAAAGCAGCAGCAGCAGCCACAACAACCGCAGCAUCAGCAAACCCUUACCACGUCCUGCAGCGUUAGUGUCAACAAUAGUACUGAGCGGGGAGCUUGCAAAACCACUACCGCUACCAACUAAACGUCGAAACGUCCACCACUAACCCCAAGUGGUGUACAAAUCCUACUAUUGUUUUACUCCUUCUAUUUUAUUAUUUAUAUUCUUUGCAUAAUGGCUCAUUUUAAUUGUUAUUUUAACAGUCAGACUUUUUCAUUUGUAUUUAAACCAUUACUUCACACUUCAAUUUUAAUUUUUGUUAUGUUUUAGUGGUUCAUUUAUGAGCAUUAACGCUUCACGUCAGAACAUAUUACGUUACAACAGAUGCAAUGUACCAUUCACAAUACUUAUAUAAACAUGAGCAAAGCAUAUGAGAGUUAAUUGUACUAGCUUUUUGGAGAAAAAAGAAUAAAAAGAGAUAUUAUAAAUAAUGUUGCAAGUGGUAAAACUAUUGAUAUAACAAAACAGCAAAGCUAAAAAAUAACAGGCAAGUAAAAGUGUCACAUUAAAGCAUACACAAUAGAUCAAAACAUAUUAGAGAGUUAUAAAACAAUUGUAUACAUAAAAUUAGUAAUAUAUAAAUCGAUUGAGUGAAUGCUAAACUCUAAGUGGGA
Culex quinquefasciatus (southern house mosquito) is the source of this 5751-nucleotide messenger RNA. Its product is annotated as myotubularin-related protein 3. Gene Ontology annotation, biological process: regulation of autophagy; dephosphorylation. The transcript has 14 exons. The coding region runs from base 1076 to 5221 and encodes 1381 amino acids. The record is from RefSeq and is a predicted model, not a curated record. NCBI's taxonomy places the organism in Eukaryota, Metazoa, Arthropoda, Insecta, Diptera, Culicidae. Gene Ontology annotation, molecular function: protein phosphatase binding; metal ion binding; phosphatidylinositol-3,5-bisphosphate 3-phosphatase activity.